Messenger RNA from Glycine soja, 2890 nucleotides. RefSeq names its product probable galactinol--sucrose galactosyltransferase 6. Bases 200 to 2698 code for a protein of 832 amino acids. The transcript has 3 exons. The record is from RefSeq and is a predicted model, not a curated record. Lineage: Eukaryota; Viridiplantae; Streptophyta; Magnoliopsida; Fabales; Fabaceae.
GGGGCAUCAAAACUAAAACACUUAAUUUUUUUUGUUGUUGGAAAUUUUAAUUUCACCCACCUGAAAUUGCACAGGUGUCCAACAAUGAAUGAGCUGAAGUCGAUAAAAAGCUCCGUGAAACGACGUGUCGUACCACGUUUUCCACUUUUAUUUUUAACAGUACUCAAUAUAAAGUGUGGAUCCAACGUAUGAUGGAUUGAUGAGAAUGAUAAGGAAGAAGAUGUUAACAAUGGUUUCAAUUUCAAAUCUACGCCAUAGUUCUUCUCUUCCUAUAAAUACCAAAUCCCAAUUUCUUUCUCCACGUCCACACACUUUUCUUUCAGGCACCCAUCUAAGACUACCCGAUAAGAAGCAACUCUCAAUUUCUGAUUUUCGAAUUCGCAGACAUUUCUUUAAUCGAGUGCUUCCGGUGGUAUCAUUCAAGAGGAGAGUAGAGGAAGAUAAAGAGAUGACGAUAAAACCUGUUGUUCGUGUUUCGGAGGGGAAGCUGGUGGUGAAGGAGCGAACGAUUCUGACCGGAAUGCCGGAGAACGUGGUUGAAACAUCGACAGUGGAAGGAAUGUUUAUCGGAGUAGAUUUGGAGAAGGAAGACAGCAGACACGUGGUUUCGCUGGGAAAGUUGAAGGAUGUCCGGUUCAUGGCGUGCUUCCGGUUCAAGUUGUGGUGGAUGGCCCAGAAAAUGGGAGAUCGAGGGAGAGACAUUCCGCUGGAGACGCAAUUUCUGUUGAUGGAAACCAAAGAUGGGUCCCACCUCGAGUCAGAUAACGACAAAAACAAGAACCAGAUCGUGUACACAGUUUUUCUUCCUCUGCUAGAAGGCUCAUUCAGAGCGUGCCUCCAGGGUGACUCCGACGACCAGCUCCAGCUCUGUCUCGAGAGUGGCGACGCCGAAACCAAAACGUCGUCGUUCACCCACGCUCUCUUCGUCAGCGCCGGCAUUGACCCCUUCGCCACCAUUCACCACGCCUUCCGUGCAGUUAGGAACCACCUCAACACGUUCCGACUCCGCCACGAGAAGAAACUCCCUGGCAUCGUCGACUGCUUCGGCUGGUGCACCUGGGAUGCCUUCUACCAGGAAGUUACUCAGGAAGGAGUCGAGGCCGGAAUCAAAUCCCUAGCCGGCGGAGGCACGCCGCCGAAGUUCGUCAUCAUCGACGACGGAUGGCAGUCCGUCGGCGGUGACGACGACAAACAAAACUCAAACUCGUUGCAGAGGCUGACGGGAAUAAAAGAGAACGGCAAGUUCCAGAAGAAGGAGGAACCGGAAUUGGGGAUAAAGAACAUGGUGGAGGUAGCGAAGAAGAAGCAUUCAGUGGAGCAGGUGUACGUGUGGCACGCGAUAACGGGCUACUGGGGCGGGGUUCGUCCAGGGGUGAAGGAAAUGGAAGAGUACGGGUCCGUAAUGAAGUACCCAAAGGUGUCGAGUGGAGUGACAGAGAACGAGCCGACGUGGAAAGUGGACCCGUUAGCGGUUCAAGGCUUGGGCCUAGUAAACCCGAAGAAGGUGUUCACGUUUUACGACCAUUUACACAGUUAUCUGGCGUCCGCUGGUGUGGACGGCGUUAAGGUGGACGUGCAGUGCAUUCUAGAGACUCUCGGCGCGGGACUCGGCGGAAGGGUGGAGCUCACUAGAAAUUACCAUCAGGCCCUUGACGCUUCGAUUUCUAGAAACUUCCCUGACAACGGUUGUAUCGCCUGCAUGAGCCACAACACGGACGCGCUCUACUGCUCCAAACAGACGGCGGUGGUGAGGGCUUCCGAUGAUUUCUACCCGCGUGAUCCGGUGUCGCACACUAUCCAUAUUGCGUCCGUGGCGUACAAUAGCGUUUUCCUUGGGGAGAUUAUGUUGCCGGAUUGGGAUAUGUUUCACUCCCUUCACCCUGUCGCGGAGUACCACGCUUCCGCUAGGGCCAUAAGCGGCGGGCCCCUCUACGUGAGCGACGCGCCGGGGGAGCAUGACUUUGAUCUCCUCAGGAAACUGGUUUUGCCCGAUGGGUCGGUGUUGCGGGCCCGGCUCCCGGGUAGGCCCACCAAGGACUGCUUAUUCACCGACCCGGCCCGCGACGGGGUUAGUCUGCUGAAAAUAUGGAACAUGAAUAAGUUGGGUGGGGUGUUGGGGGUUUAUAACUGUCAAGGUGCUGCGUGGAGUGCUACCGAAAGGAAGAAUGCGUUUCACCAUAGUACGGAUUCUGGUGCUGCUGUCAUCACAGGGUAUGUGAGGGGUUGUGAUGUUCACCUCAUUGCGGAUGCUGCUGCUGAUGAUGAUUGGAACGGUGAUUGCGCGCUCUACUCUCACUACUCCGGGCAGCUGAUUGUUCUUCCGCACAAUGUGGCACUUCCGGUGUCCCUUAAGGUGCUGGAGCACGAGGUGUAUGCUGUUGCGCCUGUUAAGAAGGUUUUGGGUGGUGGUGCUGGCUGCAGCUUUGCGGCUCUUGGACUUGUGAACAUGUUCAAUGCUGGUGGUGCCGUUGAAGGGCUGGUUUACGAGCAGGGGUUGGUUCGUGUGGAGGUGAAGGGGUGUGGUAAGUUUGGGGCUUAUUCCUCGGCUAAACCAACAAGGUGUAUGCUGGGAAACAAUGAGGUGGUGGAUUUCGAUUACGACGCUGAUUCCGGCUUGCUCAUCUUCAACAUAGAUCAUUUGCCGCAAGAGGGACACAGGGUUCACUUAGUUGAGUUAGUUUAUAGUCUAUCUUCUUAAUUAUUUAGUUACCAUAUUGUUGAAUCAGAGAGGGAGAGGAUAUUGGUAUGGUGGUGUGGUGGUAUUUCUUUCUUUUGCUGGAUAGGAUACAGUAGAGGGUUUUCAACAAUUUCUACUUUGUAAGAUUUCACGAGCCAUCUUUGUUUUCGAAUUUUGAUAGAAAUUGAAUACAUGUUUCUUACUCUAGUUAUU